GAGAGCCUGCACUGGAGCCAGAGCUCAGAUUGGACCUGAUCCAAAGCCUGAGAUCAAGCUGGGCCCAGAGCCUGGCCUGGAGCCAGAGCCCCAGUCACAUCUGGUCUUGCGCCUGUCAUGCCGAAGGAGUUGGGCACUGUGCCUUCCUGCACUGGCAUGCAGGGCCCCGGGCCCCUCCCCCUGCUCCCACUGCUGCUACUGCUGCUGGGGGCCAGGGUGCCAGGAGCCUGGGGUCAGGCCGGGAGCUUGGACCUGCAGAUUGAUGAGGAGCAGCCAGCAGGCACACUGAUCGGGGACAUCAGUGCAGGGCUUCCGGCAGGCACGGCAGCACCUCCCAUGUACUUCAUCUCUGCGCAGGAGGGCAGCGGCGUGGGCACAGACCUGGCCAUCGACGAGCACAGCGGGGUGGUCCGUACAGCCCGUGUCUUAGACCGUGAGCAGCGGGAUCGCUACCGCUUCACUGCAGUCACUCCUGACGGCGCCACCGUGGAAGUUACUGUACGAGUGGCUGACAUCAAUGACCAUGCUCCGGCCUUCCCACAGGCUCGUGCUGCCCUGCAGAUACCUGAGCACACAGCUCUUGGCACUCGCUACCCGCUGGAGCCGGCUCGUGAUGCAGACGCUGGCCGCCUAGGAACCCAGGGCUAUGCAUUGUCUGGUGACGGGGCUGGAGAGAACUUCCGGCUGGAGACACGUCCUGGUCCAGAUGGGGCACCAGUACCUGAGCUGGUAAUUACUGGGGACCUGGACCGAGAGAACCGCUCACACUAUAUGCUGCAACUGGAGGCCUACGAUGGUGGUUCACCCCCUCGGAGGGCCCAGGCCCUGCUGGAUGUGACGCUGCUGGACAUCAAUGACCAUGCCCCAGCCUUCAAUCAGAGCCGCUAUCACGCUGUGGUGUCUGAGAGCCUGGCCCCCGGCAGCCCGGUCUUGCAGGUGUAUGCGUCUGAUGCCGAUGCCGAUGCCAAUGGGGCUGUGACGUAUGAGAUCAACCGGAGACAGAGCGAGGGUGAUGGACCCUUCUCCAUCGACGCACACACGGGGCUGCUGCGGCUGGAGCGGCCAUUGGACUUCGAGCAACGGCGGGUGCAUGAAUUGGUGGUGCAGGCACGGGAUGGUGGGGCUCACCCUGAGCUGGGCUCGGCUUUUGUGACCGUGCACGUGCGAGAUGCCAAUGACAACCAGCCCUCCAUGACUGUCAUCUUCCUCAGUGCAGAUGGCUCCCCCCGAGUGUCCGAGGCCGCCCCACCUGGCCAGCUUGUUGCUCGCAUCUCUGUGUCAGACCCAGACGAUGGUGAUUUUGCCCACGUCAACGUGUCCCUGGAGGGUGGAGAGGGCCACUUUGCCUUAAGCACCCAGGACAGCGUCAUCUACCUGGUGUGCGUGGCUCGGCAGCUGGAUCGGGAGGAGCGGGAUGCCUAUAACUUGCGGGUUACCGCCACCGACUCAGGCUCACCCCCACUGCGAGCUGAGGCUGCCUUUGUGUUACAUGUCACUGAUGUCAAUGACAACGUGCCUGCCUUUGACCGCCAGCUCUACCGACCUGAGCCUCUGCCUGAGGUUGCACUGCCUGGCAGUUUCGUGGUGCGGGUGACGGCCCGGGAUCCUGACCAGGGCACCAACGGUCAGGUCACCUAUAGCCUGGCCCCAGGCAGCCACACCCGCUGGUUCUCCAUCGACCCCACCUCAGGCAUCAUCACCACGGCUGCUUCACUGGACUAUGAGUUGGAACCCCAGCCACAGCUGAUUGUGGUGGCCACGGAUGGGGGCUUGCCCCCUCUCACCUCGUCUGCCACAGUUAGCGUGGCCCUGCAAGACGUGAAUGAUAAUGAGCCUCAGUUCCAGAGGACUUUCUACAAUGCCUCACUGCCCGAGGGCACCCAGCCUGGAACCUGCUUCCUACAGGUGACAGCCACAGAUGCAGACAGUGGCCCAUUUGGCCUCCUCUCCUAUUCCUUGGGUGCCGGACUUGGGGCCUCGGGGUCUCCCCCUUUCCGCAUUGAUGCCCACAGUGGUGAUGUGUGCACGACUCAGACCCUGGACCGUGACCAGGGACCCUCAAGCUUCGACUUCACAGUGACGGCUGUGGAUGGGGGAGGCCUCAAGUCCAUAGUGUAUGUGAAGGUGUUUGUGUCAGACGAGAAUGAUAACCCACCUCAGUUCUAUCCACGGGAGUAUGCCGCCAGUCUGAGUGCCCAGAGUCCACCAGGCACAGCCGUGCUGAGGGUGCGUGCUCAUGACCCCGACCAGGGGCCCCAUGGGCGACUCUCCUACCACAUCCUGGCUGGCAAUAGCCCCCCACUCUUUGCUUUGGAUGAGCACUCAGGGCUGUUGACAGUAGCCUGGCCCUUGGCCAGGCAGGUCAACUCUGUGGUGCAGCUGGAGAUUGGGGCUCAGGAUGGAGGUGGCCUGAAGGCAGAGCUCAGUGCCCGAGUCAACAUCAGCAUUGUGCCUGGAACCCCCAUACCACCCAUAUUUGAACAACUACAGUAUGUCUUUUCUGUGCCAGAGGAUGUGGCACCAGGCACCAGUGUGGGCAUAGUCCAGGCACACAACCCACCAGGUCGCUUGGGGCCAGUGACACUCGCCCUAUCAGGUGGGGAUCCCCGAGGACUCUUCUCCCUAGAUGGGGCCUCGGGGCUGUUACAGACACUUCGCCCUCUGGAUCGGGAGCUGCUGGGGCCAGUGCUGGAGCUGGAGGUGCGGGCAAGCAGUGGAGUCCCUCCAGCUUUCGCUGUAGCUAGGGUGCGUGUGCUGCUGGAUGAUGUGAAUGACAAUUCCCCUGCUUUCCCUGCACCUGAAGACACGGUAUUGCUGCCACCAAGCACGGCCCCAGGGACCCUCAUCUAUACACUGCGUGCCCUGGACCCAGACUCCGGCGUUAACAGUCGAGUCACCUUUAACCUUCUUGAUGGAGGUGGCGGGGUCUUCACCGUGGACCCCACCACAGGCCACGUACGACUUAUAGGACCUCUGGGGGCCCCAGGGGGGCCAGCGUAUGAACUAGACCUGGAAGCCCGGGAUGGAGGCUCCCCACCCCGCACCAGCCACUUUCGACUGCGGGUGGUGAUACAGGACUUGGUCACCCGGGGGCUGGCUCCCCACUUCGACAGCCCUACCUACCGUGUGGACCUGCCCUCGGGCACCACCCCUGGAACUCAGAUUCUGCAAGUGAAGGCUCGAGCACCUGAUGGGGGCUCUGUCACCUACCACCUUGCAGGAGAUGGGCCAAGCAGCCCUUUCGGCCUAGAGCCACAGAGCGGGUGGCUAUGGGUGCGGGCAGCACUGGACCGUGAGUCCCAGGAGUUGUACACACUAAAGGUAAUGGCAGUGUCUGGGUCCAAAGCUGAGUCGGGGCAGCAGACAGGCACGGCCACUGUCAGGGUCAGCAUCCUCAAUCAGAACGACCACAGCCCCCGCUUGUCUGAGGAACCCACCUUCCUGGCUGUGGCAGAGAACCAGCCCCCAGGGAGCAGCGUGGGCCGGGUCUAUGCCAGCGACCGAGACUCGGGACCCAAUGGACGCCUGACCUACAGCCUGCGACAGAUGUCAGAAGACAGCAAGGCCUUCCGCAUCCACCCCCAGACUGGAGAAGUGACCACCCUCCAAACCCUGGACCGAGAGCGGCAGAGCAGCUACCAGCUCCUGGUGCGGGUGCAGGAUGGGGGCAGCCCACCUCGCAGUGCCACAGGCACCGUGCACAUCGCCGUGCUCGACCUCAACGACAACAGUCCCACCUUCCUGCAGGCUUCAGGGGCUGCUGGUGGGGGCCUCCCCAUACAGGUCCCAGAUCGAGUGCCUCCAGGGACACUGGUGACGACUCUGCAGGCCAAGGAUCCAGAUGAAGGGGAGAAUGGGACCAUCCUGUACACGCUGACUGGUCCUGGCUCAGAGCUCUUCUCUCUGCACCCUCACUCAGGGGAGCUGCUCACUGCAGCACCCCUGAUUCGAGCAGAGCGGCCCCACUAUGUGCUGACGCUGAGUGCUCAUGACCAAGGUAGCCCUCCUCGGAGUUCCAGCCUCCAGCUGCUGGUGCAGGUGCUUCCCUCAGCUCACUCGGCUGAGCCUCCACCAGAUCCUUCAGAGCCAGACCCAGCGGCACCCGUGCCUGUUGUGCUGACGGUGACAGCCGCCGAGGGGCUUCUGCGCCUCCCCGAAGAUCAGCCGCCUGGGCCCGUGGCGCUGCACGUGGUAGCCCGGGACCCGGACCUGGGCGAGGCCGCACGCGUGACCUAUCGCCUGGCUGCGGGCGGGGACGGCUACUUCCGGCUACACCCAAGCACUGGAGCGCUGUCCCUGGUGCGGCCCCUGGACCGCGAACAUCGAGCUGAGCACCUCCUGACCGUGGUGGCCUCGGACCACGGCUCCCCGCCGCGCUCAGCCACGCAGCUCCUAACUGUCAGUGUCGCUGACGUCAACGACGAGGCCCCAGCUUUCCAGCAGCAGGAGUACAGCGUCCUCUUGCGGGAGAACAGCCCUCCUGGCACAUCUCUGCUCACUCUGCGGGCAACCGACCCAGACCUGGGGGCCAAUGGGCAGGUGACCUAUGGAGGCAUCUCUGGUGAGAGCUUCUCUCUGGACCCAGACACUGGAGUUCUCACAACUCUCCGGGCCCUGGAUCGGGAGGAACAGGAGGAGAUCAACCUGACAGUGUAUGCCCGAGACAGGGGAUCACCUCCGCUGUUGACCCAUGUCACAGUACGAGUGGCCGUAGAGGAUGAGAAUGACCAUGCCCCAGCCUUUGGGAGUGCCCAUCUCUCCCUGGAAGUGCCCGAGGGCCAGGACCCCCAGACCCUUACCACGCUGCGGGCUUCUGACCCAGAUGUGGGAGCAAAUGGGCAGUUGCAGUACCGCAUCCUGGAUGGGGAUCCAUCAGGAGCCUUUGUCCUAGAUCUAGCCUCUGGGGAGUUUGGUACCAUGAGACCACUAGACCGAGAGGUGGAACCAGCAUUCCAGCUGCGGAUUGAGGCCCGGGAUGGAGGCCAGCCAGCUCUCAGUGCCACUCUGCUUGUGACAGUGACAGUGCUGGAUGCCAAUGACCAUGCCCCAGCCUUUCCUGUGCCUGCCUACUCUGUGGAGGUGCCUGAGGAUGCCCCUGCAGGAACUCUCCUGUUGCAGCUACAGGCUCAUGAUCCUGAUGCUGGAGCCAAUGGCCAUGUGACCUACUACCUGGGUGCAGGUGCAGCAGGAGCCUUCCUGCUGGAGCCCAGCUCCGGGGAACUGCGUACAGCCACAGCCCUAGAUAGAGAGCAGUGUUCCAGCUAUUCCUUCUCCGUGAGUGCGGUGGAUGGUGCAGCUGCUGGGCCCCUGAGCACCACGGUGCCUGUCACCAUCACAGUGCGUGAUGUCAAUGACCAUGCACCCACCUUCCCCUCUAGUCCCCUGAGGCUGCGCCUGCCCCGCCCAGGCCCCAGCCUCAGCACCCCGACCCUGGCUCUGGCCACUCUGCGAGCUGAAGACCGUGACGCUGGUGCGAAUGCCUCCAUCCUCUAUCGGCUGGCAGGCACGCCACCUCCUGGCACCACUGUGGACUCCUACACUGGUGAAAUCCGUGUGACCCGCUCCCCUGUAGGCCUGGGCCCCCGGGAUCGUGUCCUCUUCAUCGUGGCCACUGACCUUGGCCGUCCUGCUCGCUCUGCCACCGGUGUGGUCAUUGUGGGGCUACAGGGAGAGUCUGAACGUGGACCCCGCUUUCCCCGUGCUAGUGGCGAAGCUGUGCUCCGUGAGAAUGCACCCCCAGGGACUCCCAUUGCCUCCCCUAAGGCUGUCCACACAGGGGGCUCAAAUGGACCAAUCACCUACAGCAUUCUCAGUGGGAAUGAGAAAGGGACGUUCUCCAUCCAGCCUAACACAGGAGCCAUCACAGUUCGCUUAGCAGAGGGGCUGGACUUUGAGGCAAAUCCACGGCUGAGACUAGUGCUGCAGGCAGAGAGCGGAGGAGCCUUUGCCUUCUCCGUGCUAACCUUAACCCUGCAGGAUGCCAAUGACAAUGCCCCCCGCUUCCUGCAGCCCCACUACGUGGCCUUUCUGCCUGAAUCCAGGCCCUUGGAGGGGCCUCUGCUGCAGGUGGAGGCAGAUGACCUGGAUCAAGGCCCCAGCGGACAGAUCUCCUACAGUCUGGCUGCAUCCCAGCCAGCACGGGGACUGUUUCAUGUAGACCCAGCCUCAGGCACUAUCACUACCACAGCCAUCCUGGACCGUGAGAUCUGGGCGGAAACACGGCUGGUACUGAUGGCCACAGACAGAGGAAGCCCAGCCCUGGUGGGUUCAGCUACCCUGACGGUGAUGGUCAUCGACACCAAUGACAAUCGACCCACCAUCCCGCAGCCCUGGGAGCUCCAAGUAUCCGAAGAUGCACUCUUGGGCUCAGAGAUUGCACAGGUCACGGGGAAUGACGUGGACUCCGGACCAGUGCUGUGGUAUGUGCUGAGCUCAUCUGGACCCCAGGAUCCUUUCAGCGUAGGCCGCUAUGGAGGCCGUGUCUCCCUCACAGGCCCCCUGGACUUCGAGCAGUGUGACCGCUACCACCUGCAGCUGCUGGCACAUGAUGGGCCUCACGAGGGCCGUGCCAACCUCACGGUGCUCGUGGAGGACGUCAAUGACAAUGCACCUGUCUUCUCACAGAGCCUCUACCAGGUGACGCUGCUUGAACACACGCCCCCAGGCAGUGCCAUUCUCUCCGUCUCUGCCACUGACCGGGACUCAGGUGCCAAUGGUCACAUCUCCUACCACCUGGCUUCCCCCGCUGAGGGCUUCAGUGUUGACCCCAACAAUGGGACCUUGUUCACGACAGCGGGAACAGUGGCCUUGGGCCAUGAGGGGCUAGGAGUGGUGGACGUGGUGCUGGAAGCUCGAGACCAUGGGAUGCCAGGCCGGGCAGCCCGAGCUACCGUGCAUGUACAGCUGCAGGACCAGAACGACCACGCCCCGAGCUUCACGUUGCCACACUAUCGUGUGGCUGUGACCGAAGAUCUGCCCCCUGGCUCCACCCUGCUCACCCUGGAGGCCACAGAUGCUGACGGAAGCCGCACCCACGCCACGGUGGACUACAGCAUUGUCAGUGGCAACCGGGGCCGAGUCUUCCAGCUGGAACCCCGUCUUGCUGAAGCUGGGGAGAGUGGUGGACUAGGCCCCCAGGCACUGGGAUGCCUGGUGUUACUUGAGCCUCUAGACUUUGAAAGCUUAACCCAGUAUAAUCUAACCGUGGCUGCAGCUGACCGGGGGCAGCCGCCUCGCAGCUCAGCCGUGCCGGUCACCGUCACCGUGCUGGACGUCAACGACAACCCACCCGUCUUCACCCGAGCAUCCUACCGCGUGGCAGUAUCCGAGGACACACCUGUUGGAGCCGAGCUGCUGCAUGUGGAGGCCUCUGACGCUGACCCUGGCCCUCAUGGCCUUGUGCGUUUCACCCUCAGCUCUGGUGACCCCGCAGGGCUCUUUGAACUGGAUGAGAGCUCGGGUGCCUUGCGAUUGGCCCGGCCCUUGGACUGUGAGACCCAGGCUCGACAUCAGCUGGUCGUGCAGGCUGCAGACCCUGUGGGGGCACACUUUGCUCUGGCACCAGUGACCAUUGAGGUCCAGGAUGUGAAUGACCACGGCCCAGCCUUCCCACUGAGCUUGCUCAGCACCAGCCUGGCGGAGAACCAGCCGCCAGGCACCCUUGUGACCACUCUGCAUGCGAUUGAUGGGGAUGCCGGGGCUUUCGGGAGGCUCCACUACACCCUGUUGGAGGCUGGACCAGGGCCUGAGGGACGUGAGGCAUUUGCACUGAACAGCUCAACGGGGGAGCUGCGGGCACGAGUGGCCUUUGACUACGAGCACACGGGAAGCUUCCAGCUGCUGGUGGGUGCCGCCGAUGCUGGGAAUCUCUCCGCCUCGGUCACUGUGUCGGUGCUGGUGACUGGCGAGGAUGAGUAUGACCCGGUGUUCCUGGCUCCAGCUUUCCACUUCCAAGUGCCGGAAGGUGCCCGGCGUGGCCACAGCCUGGGUCACGUGCAGGCCACAGAUGAGGAUGGAGGUGCCGAUGGCCUAGUGCUCUAUUCCCUUGCCACCUCUUCUCCCUACUUUGGUAUCAACCAGACUACAGGUGCCCUGUACCUGCGGGUGGACAGCCGAGCACCAGGCAGCGGAACAGGCCCUUCUGGGGGUGGGGGCCGGACCCGGCGUGAGGCACCACGAGAGCUGAGGCUGGAAGUGGUGGCACGGGGGCCGCUGCCUGGUUCGAGGAGUGCCACAGUGCCGGUGACCGUGGAUAUCACCCACACGGCGCUGGGCCUGGCACCUGACCUCAACCUGCUGUUGGUGGGGGCUGUGGCAGCUUCUCUGGGAGUGGUGGUGGUGCUUGCACUGGCAGCCCUGGUCCUUGGGCUGGUGCGGGCCCGUAGCCGCAAGGCAGAGGCAGCGCCUGGCCCGAUGUCCCAGGCGGCACCCCUAGCCAGUGGCUCCCUGCAGAAGCUGGGCCGGGAGCCACCCAGCCCACCGCCCUCAGAGCACCUGUAUCACCAGACUCUCCCCAGCUAUGGUGGGCCAGGAGCUGGAGGUCCCUACCCACGGGGUGGCUCCCUGGACCCUUCCCAUUCAAGCGGCCGAGGCUCAGCAGAGGCUGCGGAGGAUGACGAGAUCCGCAUGAUCAACGAGUUCCCCCGUGUGGCCAGUGUGGCCUCCUCACUCGCUGCCCGUGGCCCCGACUCGGGCAACGCCCCCGAUACCUGGUAUAAGGGCCGAAAGGCAGGGCUGCUGCUGCCAGGUGCAGGAGCCACUCUGUACCGAGAAGAGGGCCCCCCAGCCACUGCCACGGCCUUCCUGGGGGGGUGUGGCCUGAGCCCUGCACCCACUGGGGACUAUGGCUUCCCAGCAGAUGGCAAGCCAUGCGUGGCAGGUGCACUGACGGCCAUUGUGGCUGGCGAGGAAGAGCUCCGUGGCAGCUAUAACUGGGACUAUCUGCUGAGCUGGUGCCCUCAGUUCCAGCCGUUGGCCAGCGUGUUCACAGAGAUCGCCCGGCUCAAGGAUGAAGCUCGGCCAUGUCCCCCAGCUCCCCGUAUCGACCCACCACCCCUCAUCACUGCCGUGGCCCACCCAGGAGCCAAGUCCGUGCCUCCCAAGCCAGCCAGUACAGCUGCACCCCGGGCCAUCUUCCCGCCGGCCGCUCACCGCUCCCCCAUCAGCCACGAAGGCUCCCUGUCCUCAGCUGCCAUGUCCCCCAGCUUCUCACCCUCACUGUCUCCUCUGGCUGCUCGCUCACCCGUUGUCUCGCCAUUUGGGGUGGCCCAGGGCCCCUCAGCCUCAGCACUUAGCGCAGAGUCCGGCCUGGAGCCACCUGAUGACACGGAGCUGCACAUCUAGCUGUGGCCCAGGCUGGGUCCCGACCUGGGACACGCACAGUGUCCCCAAUGCAGGCCCCAUCUGAGCCUGCCCUGGGCAGCCUCGGACCAGGAUUGGCCACGGGGGAGACCAACUCCCCGUCCCAAACUUUCCAGUGGGAGCAGGUCGCACGUCUCACCCCAGCCCCAUCGGAGUACCAACCCCACAGAGGCCCUGUGGGCACUGACCUGUGGCCAGGUCCAGUGUGGGAGACAAAUGAAGGAGGCAGCAGCCCUGGUUCUCUUCAGUGAGGGCUUUCUGCCCGGUGCCAGCACCGAGAUGGAGCUGAGACUUUAUUUAUUGGGGGGUAGGGGGGAUGGGGGAGGUCCUCCAACCUGUUUGGGCCCAGCUCCUUUGGGUUCCAUUGACACCCCUUCCCCUGCCCAGAACCAAGUGCCAAUUCUCACUCUGGAGCCUUAAUAAACUGCAGUUUGUAUCCAG
This is a messenger RNA of Myotis davidii, 9801 nucleotides long. RefSeq names its product dachsous cadherin-related 1 (gene DCHS1). The record is from RefSeq and is a predicted model, not a curated record. Gene Ontology annotation, molecular function: calcium ion binding. The transcript is spliced from 21 exons. Bases 118 to 9342 code for a protein of 3074 amino acids. Gene Ontology annotation, cellular component: plasma membrane. Lineage: Eukaryota; Metazoa; Chordata; Mammalia; Chiroptera; Vespertilionidae. Gene Ontology annotation, biological process: homophilic cell-cell adhesion.